CGGGGUUCUUCUUGGGGGGGGGGCUCCGGCGAAACUGAGCUCCGGCGAAAGAGCGGGGGAAGGAGGAGGAGGAGGAGAUGUCGGACCUGGACAGGCAGAUAGAGCAGCUGAAGCGAUGCGAGCCCCUGAAGGAGUCGGAAGUCAAGGCUCUCUGCCUCAAGGCCAUGGAAAUCCUCGUCGAAGAGAGCAACGUCCAGCGCGUCGACGCUCCCGUCACUAUAUGCGGAGACAUUCACGGUCAGUUCUACGAUAUGAAGGAGCUCUUUAAAGUCGGAGGCGAUUGCCCCAAGACCAACUACUUAUUUCUGGGAGAUUUUGUUGACAGGGGAUUUUAUUCCGUCGAGACGUUCCUACUUCUGCUUGCUUUGAAGGUGAGAUACCCUGACAGAAUAACACUGAUUCGAGGAAACCAUGAAAGCCGGCAGAUCACUCAGGUCUAUGGCUUCUACGAUGAGUGCUUGCGAAAAUAUGGCUCUGCAAAUGUGUGGAGAUAUUGUACCGACAUCUUUGAUUACUUAAGUUUGUCAGCGCUCAUUGAGAACAAAAUCUUCAGUGUCCAUGGUGGUCUCUCUCCUGCCAUAUCCACAUUAGAUCAGAUUCGGACAAUUGACCGCAAGCAAGAAGUACCUCAUGAUGGUGCAAUGUGCGAUCUCUUGUGGUCCGAUCCUGAGGAUAUUGUUGAUGGAUGGGGUUUGAGCCCCCGUGGUGCUGGUUUCCUAUUCGGUGGAAGUGUCGUGACUUCCUUUAAUCACUCUAAUAACAUUGACUAUAUAUGCCGUGCACAUCAGUUGGUGAUGGAGGGAUAUAAAUGGAUGUUUAAUGACCAAAUUGUGACAGUCUGGUCAGCUCCAAAUUACUGUUACAGAUGUGGUAACGUAGCUGCCAUUCUGGAGCUCGAUGAGAACUUGAACAAACAGUUUCGCGUUUUUGAUGCUGCACCGCAGGAAUCAAGAGGCACUCCUGCGAAAAAACCGGCUCCAGAUUACUUCCUUUGAUUUUAUCUGUGAAGAUUAACUUUUUUACACAUCCAAGAUGAUUUGCAUUCAUGUUGAAGAUGGUCAGAUGCGCCAUUCCGUUAAGCCGGUGCAUUGGGUACUUCAUCACCAGCUCCUACAGGCAGGGUUUGCGUAUGAUCAUCUGUUUGGGUUGUUGGUUUUGCCUCAAAAAAAAAAAAGAAAAAAAUCACAGGCUUCUACCGUCUGUAAUGUUUUGAUAGUGUGUAUUUACUAGCGGUGUAUUAGAGACCCACCCGAGAAGAGAACCGUCAUUCUUGUUUGGUUAGGAUAUGGAGUCACAGGAUCAGUGCUUCCGUUGAAAGAAAAAUAUUGAAAGCUGGACAUCUCAGAGGAAUUUCUCAUGAACAUUAAUUUUUGGGAAGAUUUCCCAGAUUCAUUCUUGUUUUGUCUUUAGGAGGAAAUAAGAUUUAUGGUGUCCAUUGUUGAC
This is a messenger RNA of Syzygium oleosum, 1443 nucleotides long. RefSeq names its product serine/threonine-protein phosphatase PP-X isozyme 2. Gene Ontology annotation, molecular function: protein serine/threonine phosphatase activity. The record is from RefSeq and is a predicted model, not a curated record. The transcript is spliced from 8 exons. NCBI's taxonomy places the organism in Eukaryota, Viridiplantae, Streptophyta, Magnoliopsida, Myrtales, Myrtaceae. Gene Ontology annotation, cellular component: cytoplasm; nucleus. Gene Ontology annotation, biological process: double-strand break repair via homologous recombination; peptidyl-serine dephosphorylation. The coding region runs from base 78 to 995 and encodes 305 amino acids.